Molecule: messenger RNA, 2814 nt
Organism: Solanum verrucosum
Lineage: Eukaryota; Viridiplantae; Streptophyta; Magnoliopsida; Solanales; Solanaceae
Exons: 1
Coding region: 1-2814 (937 amino acids)
Molecular function (GO): nucleic acid binding
Source: RefSeq, a predicted model, not a curated record
AUGAAGGAAUUACAGUGUAUUCCUGAAGUCGCUGGUUUGAAUUAUGAAGACUUAUGCAUUCAUCCCAACUUGGACCUUCCGGAAGGAUUCAAGGUGCCGAAGUUCGAUGUUUUCGGAGGAACAGGGAACCCUCUGGCACAUUUGAGGGCCUACUGUGACCAACUCGUGGGAGUUGGAAGGGAUGAAGCUUUAUUGAUGCGGCUUUUUAGCCGGAGUCUUAGUGGAGAGGCUUUGGAAUGGUUCACCUCGCAUGAGACAAGACAAUGGUCUAGCUGGAAUGCUUUAGCUAAAGAUUUUAUCGAACGAUUCGCUUACAAUGUGGAGAUCGUUCCUGACCGUUAUUCCCUAGAGAAGAUGAAGCAGAAGUCAAACGAAAGCUAUAGAGAAUUCGCGUAUAGGUGGAGAAAGGAGGCAGCCAGGGUUCGACCUCCUAUGUCGGAGAAAGAAAUUGUUGAAGUAUUUGUGCGGGUUCAAGAACCCGAGUAUUAUGACAGAAUCAUAUUGCUCGUGGGAGCGAAAUUCGCCGAGAUAGUCAAGGUAGGUGAGACUAUCGAAGAUGGAUUGAGAACCGGAAAGAUUGCUCGUGUUGCUGCAUCACCCGGAUUUUCAGGUUUGUUGAAGAAAAGGAGAGAAAAUGUGUCUUCUAUAUCUCUCGAAGGGAAGAAGACCCCAAGGAAAUCCUUAUCAUACCAAGGUCGUUCUAGACCUUCACAGAGUUCAUACCCGGUUGAUACCCCCCUUUCCAAUUAUCAAAGUACUCCCCCUCCUAUCUACCAAACUCCCCCUCCAGUAUACCAGUCCCCAUAUUAUCACUACCGAAAUAUCACCCCCAACUGCGCCAACGUUCAGGCAAAUUACCAAGCUUCUCCCUCAACAUACCAAACCCCAGCUCCACUUUACCAAAAUACCCUACCGAACUACCAAGCCCCACAGCCAAACUACCAAACCCACUCAUAUCCCAGAUAUCAAGCCCCCCGCCCGAAUGCUCCAAAUUAUCGGCAAAUGCCUCCUCUUCAACAAGGCAAUUACGAUCCCCCUCGUCCUAGAUUUGAGAAGAAGCCUGCCAGAGUUUUCACUCCGCUUGUUGAAAGCCGCACAAAGUUGUUCGAGCGAUUAAAUGCGGCAGGCUAUAUUCAUCCAGUGGGGCCCAAACCGGUUGACACCAGCUCAAAGUUUUACAGACCUGAUCAGAGGUGUGCGUAUCACUCCAACAAUGUUGGGCAUGAUACCGAGGACUGUAUCAACUUAAAGCACAAGAUCCAAGAUUUGAUUGACCAGAAAGUGGUCUCUCUCCAGACAGUCGAGCCUAAUGUCAAUAGUAAUCCUUUGCCGAAUCAUGGAGGCGUCACUAUCAACAUGAUAGAGACAGAUGAUGAUGGGUUCGUGGCAAAAGCAAUAGUUCCGAUCGCUCUUGAUAACCUGGAAAAAGCUGUGGCUUCGUUGAGUAUCAAAGAGAAGAAAGAGUUCGUGAUUCUGACACCUAAGAAGGUUGCUGCCUUGGUGCCACGAGAAACUCUCGCCCAACCAAAGUUCGUGAUUGAAACGGCAGUUACCCAGGGUAUGACUAGAUCCGGCAGGUGCUAUGCGCCAGAAAAGCUGUCCCAGGGGGUGCAGAAGAAAGAGCAGCCUAAAAGGCCUAUCAGUGAGGCUGAAGCCGAGGAGUUCUGGAGAAAAAUGCAGCCGAAAGAUUACUCAAUUGUGAAGCAUUUGGAGAAGACACCGGCUCAAAUUUCCGUAUGGGCUUUGUUGAUGAGUUCGCAAAUGCAUAGGCAGGCUUUGAUGAAAGCUUUGGAUGACACUUACGUACCUGUGGGUACUAAUAGUGAUAAUCUGGCGGCCAUGAUAAACCAAGUUGUACGAGGACAUCGAAUCAGUUUCUGUGACGAAGAGCUACUCUUUGAAGGCAGGAUGCAUAACAAAGCUCUGCAUGUCACCGUGAUGUGUCGAGACAAGAUAAUAAAUCGCGUCUUGAUCGAUGACAGAUCCGGUCUCAAUAUUUGCCCACUAUCGACUCUGAGACAGCUGAAAUUUGACUUGGGAAAGCUUCAGCAAAACCAAGUCAAUGUGAGGGCUUUCGAUGGAGUGCAAAGAGACACAUUAGGUGCGGUAAACUUGGAUGUUCAGAUAGGUCCUGCGGAAUUUAAGGUAGAGUUUCAGGUGUUGGAUAUCAACACCAGUUACAACUUGCUUUUGGGAAGACCAUUUAUCCAUAUGGCCGGAGCUGUGCCGUCUACCCUUCACCAACUGAUGAAGUUCGUUUGGAAGGACCAGGAAUUGGUCAUUUAUGGUGAAGGGAGCCGUUCCAACGGGUAUGCGCCGAUCAUUGAUAAUGUCUCUCGAGGUUGUGAUUUUUACACGGUGGAGCUGGUAAAUGCCACCGGUGAUGAUCUGGCUUCACAGCCUCCUAUGCCUUCUGUGUACAAGAUGAUUGCUACUGUGAUGCUACAGAGUGGUUUCGAACCAGGUUUCGGAUUGGGGAAGCAUUUUCAAGGAAUUGUCGAGCCUAUCAAAAUUCCCGCCAGAGGAGUGAAAUUUGGUUUGGGGUAUGUCCCCAAAGAUGACGAAGCAGAGAUGAAGAGUAAAAGCGUUGAUCAAGCAUUGUCCAGACCAAUCCCUCAUCUGUACCAGUCAUUCCCGGUGCGAGAAUAUGUCAAUGACGAUGGACUAGGGGAAGGAAUCUGUGGCCUUUUCAAGGAGAUUGAUGCGAUCGUUGAAGACAAGGCUGAGACAUCAGGCAUCCGUGAUGCAGAACCUGCGGAGCAAUUGCAAAAUUGGACCUCCACGCCAAUCCUGAUUUCCCGCUCUUCUGGGUAG